This is a messenger RNA of Stylonychia lemnae, 1725 nucleotides long. Lineage: Eukaryota; Ciliophora; Spirotrichea; Sporadotrichida; Oxytrichidae. The record is from the annotation of a GenBank genome assembly.
AUGUCAGAUCUCGAAGCCGAAUUCCAAGCCGUUGUUGCGAAAGUUCAAGAAAACUAAGAAGCUAUGCUUAAGUUGGCUGAUGACAAGAAACUUGAAGUAUAUGGCCUCUUCAAGCAAGCCACCGUAGGUGAUGUGAACACCGAUAGACCAGGAAUGCUCGACUUCAAGGGAAAAGCUAAAUGGGAUGCCUGGAACUCAAAGAAGGGAACCUCUCAAGAUGAUGCCAAGACAGCUUACAUCGAACUUACUCUUUAGCUUUGUCAGACUGCCUCUCGAGGUUUCUAGAAAACUCUGACUUAUGAGACACUCGCUGAGAAUGUAAAGAAAGCAGAGUAUGCAGUUAGAGGUAAAAUCCCAAUGAGAGGAGAGGAAAUCUAGCUCGCUAUAAACAAGGGUUAGAAAUUCCCAUUUGAGAAAACAACAAGUCUCAAUAUUGGUAAUCCACAAGCAGUUGGCCAAGGAUACAUCACUUUCAAUAGAGAGGUAUUAGCUGCUUUGAUGCAUCCACCUCUGUAAAAUUCAGAAAGCUUAAGCCAUGAUGCAAGAGAAAGAGCUAAGAAAUACUCCAAACUUUUAGUAACACCCCUUGGAGCAUAUACUGGAAAUUCAAAGGGUUACAAUCACGUGAGAGAUAGAGUGGCUGAUUUUAUUGGAAAAAGAGACAAUGUAGAAGCAAACCCCAACAAUAUUUAUAUAACUAAUGGAGCCUCUGAGGGAGUGAGAACUGCCUUGACCCUUUUAAUAAGGAGUUCUAAUGAUGGUAUUAUGAUCCCAAUCCCUUAGUAUCCUCUAUAUUCAGCUUUGAUCACUCUUAAUGGUGGGAGAUAAGUUAACUAUUAUCUCGAUGAGACAAAGAACUGGGGACUUGAUUCCAAGGAUUUGAGAUAAAGAAUAGCAGAUGCUAAAAAGGAAGGAGUCAACAUUAGGUCAAUCGUCGUAAUCAAUCCAGGAAAUCCUACAGGAUAAGUAUUGACUAAAGAGAAUAUUGAAGAAAUUAUUCACAUUUGCUAUGAAAACAGUAUAUUGAUAAUGGCAGAUGAGGUCUAUCAAAAUAAUGUGUACAAGGAGGGCAUUAAAUUCCAUAGUUUCAGAAAAAUCUUGGCAGAACAGCCUGAGAACAUUAGAAACAGUGUUGAGUUGUUGUCAAUGAACUCAGUUUCAAAAGGAUUAUUAGGUGAAUGUGGGUUAAGAGGAGGCUAUCUUGAGGCUCAUAACAUAGAUGAAAAGGUAUCAAAUGAGUUAUACAAACUUAAGUCAAUCGAGCUUUGUUCUAACACAGUUGGCCAAGUAGCUACUCUCUUAUCUAUUGAUCCACCAGUCAGGGGGCAAGAAUCAGAUAAGACUGUUGAUCUUUAUGAAGGUGAGAAGUAAAAAAUCUAUGAUGGACUUAGAGCUAGAGCAGAAUUACUUACAAAGUCUUUUAAUGAAAUGAAAAAUGUUAGCUGCUCUGAAAUCUAAGGUGCUAUGUAUGGUAUGCCUAGACUUCACUUGAGCUAAAAGGCUAUUGAUGCAGCUAAAGCUCAAGGUGUUUAACCGGAUUUUCUUUACUGUAUGGAACUUGUUGAGCAGACUGGAAUCAUGACAGUUCCAGGAAGUGGGUUUGGACAAAAGGAUGGUGAGUACCAUCUUAGAAUCACCAAUCUCGUCACUCCUACUGAAAGAAUGAAAGAAGUCUUGGAUAAUUUUAAAGUAUUCAAUCAAAGAUUCCAUGAUAAAUAUGCUUGA